Molecule: messenger RNA, 3974 nt
Organism: Brachypodium distachyon (stiff brome)
Lineage: Eukaryota; Viridiplantae; Streptophyta; Magnoliopsida; Poales; Poaceae
Exons: 16
Coding region: 240-3728 (1162 amino acids)
Source: RefSeq, a predicted model, not a curated record
CUCCAAUUCCAAGCUCCCCCCCUUUCCACCAAAACCCUGCGCCGAUUCCUUCCUCGCCGCCGUAUCCAACUCCGCCCCCAACCCCUCGCCCGCCGCAGCAACCUUCCUCUUCCUCCUCUUCCUCUCCCACCACCGCAAUUCCGCACCGCAAUCGCUCCUCCCGCCGCUCUCCUCCGCCGCCCCGCAGGCCGCAGCAUUCGGCUCACCCAGCCCUAGGCCGCCGUCCCGUGUUGCCACCCAUGGCCGGCGACUCGCGCGAGGGGCCGGCGGAGCCAGCGCCGGCGGGUUCUCCUUCUACUACAACCACUACGGCUGCUGCUCCGCCCUCUAUCGCGAAGUACCUGUGGCUGGACCCGGCGGCUGCGGGGGAGCAGCCGAGGCAUCAUUAUCAGCAGCAGCAGACGCGGGUCGGCGAGCUCCGGCGGGCGUUGCAGUCGGGCGACCCGACGGAGGAGCUCAGGCGGUUCCGCGACGGCAUCUUCGAGUCCGGCGCCACGGCCAGGGACAGGGAGCGGUCGCUGCAGGACGCGGUGCAGAGGCUCGACAGGUACAAGAACAUCGUCACCCGCAAGCGCCAGAGGAGCAAUUCUCCUGCUCCUGGCGCUGAGAAGCUUGGGGCAGAUGGGACGCCCUCCUCGGGCUCGUCGAGGGCCAGAGCUCAGAGCAGGAACUCCCCGGGGGCGAUCAUCAAGCGCGUGCGGUCCUCGCUGUUGGACGGACGGAUGGAAGGACGUGGUGGUGUUCCUACAAGACAAGGUCCUGUGCCUAAUAGUAAUGAAAGUAAACCUUUGGAGAAGGAAAAGAUCUGUGCAAGAACAUCUGUUACAUUACCAGGGAUUUCUGAAGACAAAUUACGGGGCUUAUCUACUGGAGGUGAAGGCUGGGAGAAAAAAUUGAAACGCAAGCGCUCUCUGGGAACAAUGCUCAACAGGCAUGAUGCUGAUGGAGUUGUCAAAUCUGUGGGUCAGCAUAAGCCAGCAAAUGAAGCACCUCCGUGUUCUAGUGAUGGCCUUGCACUCAGACAUGGAGCUUCUGUCAGAUCAGUAGCAGGUUGCAAAAUGGAUAGCAGUUCUCGGCAGAAUAAUUUUGGGUCUCGUGUCCUAUCCAAGAUUGUUGUGGAUCAUGUCACUCUGCCAAAUGAAAGAAGAGUGCAGCAUGCUGGACUUGAAAAGGAUUGUGCUGUGAUAAAAGGAAACAAGGUACAUACUUCUGAUAGAAGCUUAAGUCCCUCUCCCAAGACUAAAGCAUGCAGGUCACCAAGAACCAGUUCACUUAUCACGCGCCCAUCAUCUACCCUCCAACGCUCGGCUGGAGGAAGCGAUGAAUGUGAACAAGCACCUUCCUCAAAUAAAGUCUCGCCAUUGAGAAGCAUGGCCAGCCGCAAAUGUUCCAGUGGUUCCACACAUUUAAAUGCUUCCUCACCUAUUUCUUGGGUUGGCCAACGCCCUCAGAAAAUGUCGCGGACAAGAAGAGCAAAUGUAGUUUCUCCAGUCUCAGAUUUUGAUGAUGUCUUAUCUGAUGGAUCUCCACUUGAUACUGCAGCUAGGUUGUCGGAAAGUGGGGUACUGGCAGUUGCCGAGGCCAAGGCCAUGGAAAAAGUUAAGAAUAGUGGUGUGGAGAAUGAGGAUGCAAAUGCAAUCCAUAAUGCAGCAGCAUCAGUUGUUUCAUCAAGUAAAAACAGAGAGCCUUCGAAAGAAGAACUUGAACAUGGCGGUGUUCAUCGUCAGGGGAGGAGUGGAAGAGGUACUAUGAAUGUUAAAGGGCAUGCUUCCAUAUCUGAAGAAAAUUUGGGUGCUACAGGCACAAGAAAACCACUAAAAUGUGGAAGAACUGGACGUGAAAGUAAGGUUGGACGGCCCCUGAUGACUAAAGGUUCUGACCGCAAAGCUUCAGCUUGUCAGGCACAGGCUCUUAAUCGUGACUCUAGAGUUAUAACAGGUGAACCAGAAGUUGACCGAGAGGAGCUUUUAGCUGCUGUAAAUGCUGCUCGCAGUGCUAUCAUUGGUACAUAUUCUAGCCCUUUUUGGAAGGAGAUGGAACCAAUGCUAACUUUCAUAAGCUCUGAAAAUUUGGAUUUCUUAAAACACCAGAUUGACCUUGUGGAAGAGCUUGAGAUGAGCAUGCUUUAUGGUGGACACAAUGUGAUGGCAUCUGCUGACUACAGCAAACCGCAAACGAUGGAGCGUUUGUCUCAGGUGCUGGCUACAUGUAAUUCUUCUCUCUUAUCUGAGCAAAGGAAAACCAAUGUGGUUAGAACAGAAGGACCUAUUGACUGUUCUAUUCCUAGUGAGGAAAACCACAGCAAUGAACCACAAAAUGUAGAAGCCGACGAAUGGUUUCAUGAGAUGGCCCCAAUGGCACAUAGACUCCUUUCAGCUUUAAUUAUAGAAGAUGAUUCUUCUGACUCCAAUCGUGUGCAAAGUGAUAUGCCGAGUAGCCACGUUCUCUGCAGUGCCAACAGAUAUGUAACAAAUGGACUUCAAGUCAGUGACAUAACAUCUAAUUUUGGGCUGAGUGUUGAUUUUACAUGUUCAAACAAUACUUCAAUGGUAAAUCAGAGCCUGUCCAAUGGAUACGCAGCUUCCAGCAAUUUCAUCAGCUCAAACAGUCAAAUUUCGAUCCAGUGUGAGAUUUUGUCAGAUGGAUUCAGUGGUGCUGUAUUCCCAGAAUAUGAGCCUUUGCAUGACUUGAUACCACAGAUUUCACAGCAAUGCCACAAUCCUGGGAAAAGGAUUCCUUCACCUCCUUAUGAAUAUCAAUACAGCCAGAUCUCUGUGAAUGAUAAGAUUUUGAUUGAGCUGGAAAGUAUUGGCAUUUGUCCAGAAACAUUGCCAAAUCUAAACUAUGGAGAGGAUGAGGACAUCAAUAAAAUGAUUUCAGAACUGAGGAGAAGGCUCCACGAUCAGGUGAAGCAAAAGAAAUGUGGAUUACAUAAGUUAGAUAAAGUGAUUCAAGAUACCAAAAAUAUCGAGGAAAGGAUCCUAGAGCAACAUGCAUUGAACAAACUGGUUGAAAACGCACACAGAAAACUUCAGCGUAUGCAAGUUAAUUCCCGCCACAAGUCUGCCAAUAAGGCCGCAAAAGAUCUGGCCUUUGCCUUGGCCUUUGCCAAGCGCACUCUUGCCCGAUGCCAGAAUUUUGAGAGAACAAAGAAAAGCUGCUUCAGCGAACCUUCUCUUUGGAGUUUGCUAUCUGCACCCUUCCCAAGCUGUGAUGCAAAAUCUACUGAAGGUGUUACAAGAUGGAAAAAGGGCAACAGGGAAAGGCACCGCAACAAAGAUGCAUCUGCAAAGGGCUCUGGUCCGAAAUCAGGGCGCCAUUCAUCAGGCACCGGUAGGAGCGGAGAACGUAAAAACAAGACAAAGUCGAAGCAAAAGCUGGUGCAGCUAUCAACCUCUGGCAACUUUCUUGGCAGAGUUGUGGAGUCAUCUUCAACACUGGCAGCGCAGGAGCACCCAGAACCAGCAGGCUCUGCAGGUGCCAGAAUUGCCUGGCGACCAAGAAACGCUCCUGGGAAUGCGGCUCAGCGAUCUACCAAUCCUGCAGUGACGAACUUGCCUGGAUUAGACGACGACAUAUUAGAUGUUCCCGGAGGGCUGGAUGUGCAGGGCAAUGAUUUCAGCUCUUGGUUCCCGGAUGGCCUUGAUGAUUCAUUACCACAGGACGACGAUUUCUCUGGCGCCCUGGAAGUCCCAGACGAUGACCUUACUGAGUUGGGGUUUAUGUAAAAGAACCUCAUUGUCUAUCCUGUCCAUAUUUAGCUGUUAGUUACCCUAUUGCUGAUAUUAGUUCCUAUAGCAAGAAUAAGAUGGUGAUGAUGCCAAUGGCAUCUUAGCUUGCAAUUUUGCUCACUUGCAGUUCUGCCUCCAUUUAUUGUAGUGUGUUGAGCUGUUAUGUAAAACAGCGGUUCUUCCGGAACAACCAAUUUGUUCUUGGAAAGGAAAAUCAAGCAGGAGUUUCUGGCAUAUUUCUCA